GAGGAGGGGGGGGGGGGACGGAACAGAAAGGGACUUUCACAAUUUGGGAAACUAGAUCACCUAAGACCCACCAUGGUUGGUGCUGAGGGGAAAUCGUCAUGAACGGACAGAUUCGGUACGACGAGUAGUAAAAUAUCUUGUCAACAGAAUCUAAAAGGCUCGCAUGCCAGCAUAUCUGGAUAUUAUAUCGCCAUGGGUUGCUGUUGUAGUAAUGACUCUGAAUCAGAAACCUUAGAGAAAUCAGUUGGCGCAAAACACGAUGAAUCUUAUGAAAACCCACUGAUGUAUGAUAGAAAAAGACCUCCGACAUACGGUGCUACGUCUGCGACUGAAUACGACGAGCGUAGAUCGUUGACUGCCGACGAAGAAUCUUCGCCGACGACAAAGCCAGACGAGAAUGCUAUUCACGAAUUGCAAAGAAAAAAAGUAAAAACCACUUCCAAAAAAUGGAAGCAGAAAUUGAAGGGAGGUCAGAAGCUUUUAAAGAAAAAGGAUAAUAAAUAUCAAUCUAAAGAAACAUCGGAAAACCAAGUUUACCAGUCGAAGAAGAAACCCACCCUUUUGAGUUAUCAAGAUAUCACCACUAUAAGAGAAAAAGAAAAACAAAAGAGAGCACAGAUCAGAACCAAAGAUUUAGAAGCCAAAAAAGCGAAGGAAGGGAUGUCGGAAGCUUUACAGAAUGCACACGAGAGGGGUGAAAAGCUAGAUAAACUUCAAGACAAGACUGCUGACUUAAGAGCGCAUUCAGAAAGUUUUGCUGAGAACGCGCGAAAGAUACUAGAACAAGAAGAACAGAAACAUCUGGCUAAGAAAACUAAACAACAUAACACGUGACACUCGGCUGAUAUUGACAGUGUCCACGUGAAUUAAAACACAAUGAUGAGCAUAACAGAGUUCAACAACGGAAACCACCACUGUAGCCAACAACUCAUAAAUUGGUAAAUUCUACGAAUGGGAAGUGACAAAUAUUAUGGAAUAGACCUACAUUGGAAGGAUAAACACAAUAUUCGUCCGUUCCAGAAUUUAUAAUAAUUAAGUUCUUAGCGUUCUAAUAACUUAUGCAUUGCUACAUUUACUUGAUCAAAGAAAGUUAAAUGUUGCUACCACUUAACUUUUUUCUACAUGGCGACCCUACAGUGGACUACGGUAUCUCUGAACGGAUUACCAUUCAAUUAAAAAAUACUGCGCCUUCAGGAUGAGUUAUUAUUUUAUACCUGGCCACUUACUCUGCAUACUCCGACGCGAAACCCCACAUAUAAAUGUAGGAAAUUAUCUGCAGACCUCUCAAAACUACAUACAGUAUCAUAAAAUGCUGCAUGUAGAGGGAGGUAUUCAAACAUCCAUCGGACUCAAUUGCUCGCUAUGUAUGUAAUAUCCAAUAAUAGUUUAUAUACGUGGUUUAAUAUAAUUACAUAAACUCGAAUACAGUACUUGAAUACUAACGCUUUAAGGAAGUCUCUCAAAUCUGUACUUUUUCAGAGCCAGGGUUUCAUUCCUGGCCCACAUCGAAGUAUGCUCUCAACCCUCAAAUUGUAGGUGUCCUCCCAUGCAUUUUAAAUAUCGUGCUUACCAUACAUUAUUAUUAGGCAGUCCUUGCCAACAAAUAAUUUCUGUCUAUAUUGCCUGGCAUCGAUUAUUAAUUAGGCCAACUUGUGUGCGACGUAACUUUCUGUGUGCUGCCACCGAUGUAAAGGUGAAAUGUAAAUAAAUGAAUGAAUAUAUAAAUGAAUAAAUAAAUAAAUAAUAGGGUAAUAAUAAUAAUUUAUCAUCAUCAUCAUUAUACAAUAACUAUUAUUAUUUUUCUGUGUGCCUCAGGAAAUGUAAUCAUUGGCCAAACCAUGUGAUGUAUGAUGGAGAAAGUUCAUCUC
This is a messenger RNA of Anneissia japonica, 1868 nucleotides long. Its product is annotated as stress response protein nst1-like. NCBI's taxonomy places the organism in Eukaryota, Metazoa, Echinodermata, Crinoidea, Comatulida, Comatulidae. The transcript is spliced from 5 exons. Bases 193 to 834 code for a protein of 213 amino acids. The record is from RefSeq and is a predicted model, not a curated record.